CCAGGCAGUGGAGGAAAUGCGGAACCGCGUGGUUUUAGGGGAGUUCGGGGUUCGCAAUGUUCAUACCACCAACUUUCCCGGUAACUAUUCGGGCUACGAUGAUGCCUGGGACCAGGACCGCUUCGAAAAGCAUGGACAGAGCAGAGCACUCUCCGGUAAAGGUGCUGAAUCAAGACAACACUCAGAAAGGAUUACCAGAGCAUCAAGAAGGAACACGAGGAGGAUAACAGAUUUGUGACAGAAUUGCAUAGGGGAGCUGAGGCUGAAGGCAGAAACUAAGAUUGUGAUCGUGGAAACAGCACGGGAGACAGAAGGUAAAUUUGGUGGUUGCUUGGAUGUGGGCUGUGGAGGGGGGAGUGUAAAAUUAGCUUGUUGGGGAACUACUUUGAUGGAUGGUGGUGUCGUUUACUGAUGAGAAAUGGGUCUGGGGAGAGGGACUGUUGAUGCAUUUAGUUUCCUGUGGAUGGAGAAGUCUAGCAGGCUAGCAGGAGAUAUAUAUGAGAUCAGAAGUGAGAUACAAUUUGGGGAGUUGUCCGUACAGAUAGUUGCUAAAACCAUGAGUGGGGUUGAGGUCACCCUGGAGAGACACAAACACUUGGGAAGUGGUACCAUGUAUAUAGUAGGUGGAAGCUUGUGAAUUUAGUAGAAGGCUUGAUCAGACAAGAAGGAAGAGAACAGAAGAUUGGUGCUCAGAAAUCAAGGCAGUAGAGUUUGGAAACGGGAUUCUCUCAACAAUGCCAGGUGCAAGGGAGGUGUCUAGUAAGAUAAGGAUUGAGUAGUAUCAACUGGACUGAGCAGUACGUGAGCCUAUUCUUAGCAAAAUAGCCUCUGUGGAUGGCCUGGCUGGAAGCCAUAUUGCAGAGGGUUUUAAAUGAAUUGAAGGUACAAAUGAAGACUUUUCCAGAAACUAAUAAAUGAUUGGGGGAGAGAGGGACAUCUGGGCAAAGGGAGGUUCUUGAGGGGAAUAUCUGGGGGGAGGUAUUGACUGUAUAGAGAGCAGGCUUCAUUUAGUGUUUUCCUGUUCCUUUAGAAUUUCCGCGUGGAUGUGGUACACAUGGAUGAAAACUCAUUGGAGUUUGACAUGGUGGGAAUCGACGCAGCCAUUGCCAAUGCUUUUCGACGCAUUCUAUUAGCUGAGGUGCCAACCAUGGCUGUGGAGAAGGUCCUGGUGUACAACAACACUUCCAUUGUCCAGGAUGAGAUCCUCGCUCACCGCUUGGGGCUCAUCCCCAUUCAUGCUGAUCCCCGCCUUUUUGAAUAUCGGAACCAAGGAGAUGAAGAAGGCACAGAGAUAGAUACCCUGCAGUUUCGGCUGCAGGUCAGGUGCACUCGGAACCCCCACGCCGCUAAAGAUUCCUCUGACCCCAAUGAGCUCUAUGUCAACCACAAAGUGUACACCAGGCACAUGACAUGGGUCCCCCUGGGGAACCAGGCUGACCUCUUCCCGGAGGGCACCAUCCGACCGGUACAUGAUGAUAUCCUCAUCGCUCAGCUGCGGCCUGGCCAGGAGGUUGACCUGCUCAUGCACUGCGUCAAGGGCAUUGGCAAAGAUCAUGCCAAGUUUUCACCUGUGGCAACAGCCAGUUACCGGCUUCUGCCGGACAUCACCCUGCUUGAGCCUGUGGAAGGGGAUGCGGCUGAGGAGCUGAGCCGGUGCUUCUCACCUGGUGUUAUUGAGGUGCAAGAAAUCCAAGGUAAAAAGGUGGCCAGAGUUGCCAAUCCCCGGCUAGAUACCUUCAGCAGGGAAGUCUUCCGGAAUGAGAAGCUAAAGAAGGUUGUACGGCUUGCUCGUGUUCGGAACCAUUACAUCUUCUCUGUUGAGUCAACAGGGGUGUUGCCACCAGACGUGCUGGUGAGUGAAGCCAUCAAGGUACUGAUGGGGAAAUGCCGGCGCUUCUUGGAUGAACUGGAUGCGGUUCAGAUGGAUUGAGGCUGCGCUGGACUUGGCAUGGCUGGGAUUGGAUGCUCCUGAGGCAAGCUGAAGAUUUUAGAUUCUGACCUGCCCCCACAGGACUGCUGUAGAGAGCCCAGAGACUAGGGGUCCUGAGUUUUCUGGGGACAAUUCCAGCUUUAUUUUCAGUCAAUACACUUCGUUAAAUGUGCCACAAAAUGUGACUUUUAUGCCUUUGUAAGGUCUUAAUGUAAAUAAAUUCACAUCCA
This is a messenger RNA of Physeter macrocephalus (sperm whale), 2160 nucleotides long. RefSeq names its product RNA polymerase I and III subunit C (gene POLR1C). Lineage: Eukaryota; Metazoa; Chordata; Mammalia; Artiodactyla; Physeteridae. Gene Ontology annotation, cellular component: RNA polymerase III complex; RNA polymerase I complex. The coding region runs from base 1055 to 1930 and encodes 291 amino acids. Gene Ontology annotation, molecular function: protein dimerization activity; DNA binding. The transcript has 10 exons. The record is from RefSeq and is a predicted model, not a curated record. Gene Ontology annotation, biological process: DNA-templated transcription.